AUGUCACAGAGCACAUUCAAGCGCAACGCACACAUAGCGUACUUUAAGCGCUGCCUCACCGUGCUCCCCCAAGCAGCAGAGGAACACGAUGUGAACCGCGUGACCAUCGCGUUCUUCUCCUUGGCCGGCCUCGAGCUGCUCGGCGCCCUCGACCACACAACGCGCACCGGCUGGAUCAAUUGGCUCUGGGAAUUGCAAGCGGCGGAUGGAGGCUUCCGCGGCUCGCCCCUCCCCGGGCCGGGCCACCUGCCUUCGACAUACACUGCGCUCUGUUCACUGGCUCUCCUCCGUGCACCGCUGGAUCGACUCGACCGCCCCGGUCUGAUGAAGUUUCUGCGCGCGUGCCAAGAAGAAGACGGGAGCUUUGCGCCGUCCCCGGGGAUGCCGGGUGCGUUCCAGAACGACACGCGGAUGAGCUACUGCGCGGCGGUGACGCGGGCUGUUGCGCUCAAGGGAGAGGCGGAGGAUGGGAGGAUAAAAGAUAUAGACGUGGGUGCGGCGCGGGCAUUUCUGGGCCGGUGUAGAACAUGGGAGGGCGGUUAUGCGUCGCGCCCCGGCGUGGUCGAAGCCCAGGGGGGAACGACGUACUGUGCCGCCGCGGGGCUGUCGCUACUUGGCGGAGUCGAAGAUGACGGCGAGACGACGCGCUGGAUCGUGCAGCGCCAGCUCGGCGGGUUCCAAGGACGUCCAGGCAAGCUCGAGGACGUGUGCUAUUCCUUCUGGUGUUGCGGCGCGCUUGCAACCUUCGACCGCGAGGCGUUGGUCAACGCGCCUGCUAACACCUCGUUCAUCCUCGACGCGCAGUCCCCCAUCGGAGGCUUUGGCAAGGCGCCGUCCGACUUCCCUGAUCCAUUCCACAGUUACCUCGCCCUCGCAGCCUUGGCCCUAACGCCAGCUCGCGAGGAACUUGGGCUAAAGGCCAUCGACGCCGUGUGGAACCUUCCUGCCGACGCGCGCGACUACCUCCUGGCCUAG
Cutaneotrichosporon cavernicola is the source of this 975-nucleotide messenger RNA. RefSeq lists its product as uncharacterized. Lineage: Eukaryota; Fungi; Basidiomycota; Tremellomycetes; Trichosporonales; Trichosporonaceae. The record is from RefSeq and is a predicted model, not a curated record. Gene Ontology annotation, molecular function: CAAX-protein geranylgeranyltransferase activity. Gene Ontology annotation, cellular component: CAAX-protein geranylgeranyltransferase complex. The coding region runs from base 1 to 975 and encodes 324 amino acids. The transcript has 5 exons. Gene Ontology annotation, biological process: protein geranylgeranylation.